Messenger RNA from Mitosporidium daphniae, 1329 nucleotides. Its product is annotated as MemO1-like protein. NCBI's taxonomy places the organism in Eukaryota, Fungi, Microsporidia. The transcript has 3 exons. The coding region runs from base 1 to 1329 and encodes 442 amino acids. The record is from RefSeq and is a predicted model, not a curated record.
AUGGAAAUCUUGUUCAAGAAUGCCGAAUUGAUCCCCCAAAAUGGCAGAUCGGUCGUUGCAAUAGUGGCGCCGCAUGCAGGGAUCCGUUACAGCGGCGCAAUUGCCGCAGCGGCCUUUAAACAGCUUUGCGAAAAAACACACGAUGAUAAGAUUUCCACAAUCGUGCUUGUUGGCCCAUUGCAUCAGUUCCGCAGCGAGAAGGCUACCCUAUGGACAAGCAAAUACAAAGUGCAACAAUCGCCACUUGGAAAUUUGUAUGUAGACACAGACCUGGCGAGCCUUCUCAAGCUGCCCGUGUUGCCGAUCAACGAAGACAAGGCCGAACAUUCGAUAGAAAUGAUGUUUCCCUUCAUUUCGUAUUUGAUGCGGCAUUCAACAAUACCAAUCCUUCCCAUUUAUGUUAGCAAAGAUGAUGGGAGCCAUGGGGCUGUGGUCGAGAAAAUAUGGCGCCACUCCAGCUCCACCGUGUUUGUGUUCUCUUCCGACUUUUGCCAUUGGGGAACAAGAUUCCAGUACUGCUAUCUAGCUCCUAGGUGUUGCGAUCCCAUUUACAUGCAAAUAGAGGAACUCGAUACAAAGGCGAUGCAGGUGCUGCAGAAAUUUUGCCUUCAAGAAUGGCAUGCGUACUUGCAAAGAUACGGAAACACGAUUUGCGGAAAAGAUCCUUUGGGGCUGCUCAUGUUUUUGGGGUGCUUUUUACGGGACGCAUGCGGCGCCCGGCUCGAAUGGGUCAAAUACGCCCAGUCUUCAAAAAUAAGUGAUAGAACUGGCGAUGCUGAGGUGCCACUAAAAAAGAAGCACGCGAAAUCGAGAAAAUCCGGCGAUGCCAUCCCAAACUUUGUGUAUGAACUAGAGAAACUAAUAUCAGCAGAGGGCUUAUCUUCGGCCCUAAAAGAGAAGAAGAAGCGUUUGGCUGGCCAAUUGGUGGUGUACAAUCAGAAACGAGAAACAAAAGGGCUCGCUCCAGUCAAAUGCAACCCGAUCCGAAUUGGCGACGAGCCUGUCGAAAGCAAUCCUACCAAGGAUGGUAGCAUUGCUGGCGGAGAGCCGGCGCCCAUAAUCGAGGAACCGUCCGCAGCCAUCCGCAGACCCUUUGGAAUGGAACAUCCACCCACGUUGGAGCAAAAUCAGCAUCCGGUGCCCAAACCAUAUAUUUCGUCGAAAAUUGCCUCUGGCGUGGUGUCCGAGUCGCGCCCUUCUCUUAAAGCCGAAACGCCAUCCCUUAUCCCAUCGGCGGCUGUGCAAAAGAAAAAUGCCCCAUCCAAAGACGACAUAGAUUUGGAAUACGAGGCUUUUUUAAAAUCCAUUGGCGAGGUGGGCGAUAAUUAA